Molecule: messenger RNA, 1785 nt
Organism: Penicillium riverlandense
Lineage: Eukaryota; Fungi; Ascomycota; Eurotiomycetes; Eurotiales; Aspergillaceae
Product: carboxylesterase/lipase family protein
Exons: 5
Coding region: 1-1785 (594 amino acids)
Source: RefSeq, a predicted model, not a curated record
AUGCUUCCCUUACUUCUCUGUGGUUUGACCUUCAGCACUCUCGGAGGGGCUGCCAGUCUCUCUCCAACACCUGUUGUCUCCAUUAGCGCAGGCGAUAUUCAAGGAGGACGAUGUAGUGGCACAUCAGACGCUGUCUACUUCAAAUCAAUUCCCUAUGCUCAACCUCCCACUGGAGACCUUCGGUUCGCACCCCCAAAGCCGUACAGAGGGGAAUACCCAGGAGGACAUCUUGUGGCAACCUCAGCUGCCCCCGGUUGUAUACAAUUUGGAUCCUUAUUUGCAGUGUCUGGAAACACAUCCGAGGACUGCUUAUACCUUGAUAUCUGGGCUCCGUCGAGUGCCACAAAGCGCUCUGAUCUUCCAGUCAAAGUAUGGAUCUAUGGAGGUGGGGAAGACGCGGGUGGCAUCUCAUAUCCUCUCUACGAUGGGUGCAACUUGGCCCAGGACGAUGCUAUCUUGGUGACAAUAAACUAUAGGCUUGGACCCCUAGGCUUCCUCUCUCUUAGCAGCGCUGGCAUCCAGGGCAAUCAAGGCAUCCAGGAUCUGUUACUGGGACUAGAGUGGAUCCAAUCAAACAUUGCAGCCUUUGGAGGCGAUCCGGCAAAGGUCCUCUUGUUCGGACAAUCCGCUGGUGCUACCAAUACCUUUGUCAUUGCGACGCUGCCGCAAGCACCGAAGCUAAUAAAUGCCGCCAUUACCGAGUCCGGAGGUGGACGGGACGUCGAACUGAACUCUACAUCCCAGAGCCUCGGGGCAGCUUUUGCGAAGAAUCUCAGCUGUGGCCUUAACGAUAGCGGUUGUCUCAGAGCAAAAUCGGUAUCUGAUUUAGUAGCGUCAUUUACAUCCCUACCCGCUUUAAACUCGGGCAUUGGCAUUAGUGGCGCCGUCGGUAUUGGCAAUUCCCAGACGAGUCAAUUUGCCCCAUACCUUGACGGCGAAAUUAUUCCCUCUCAACCCUCUGAGGAAGGAGUGCGGGUUCCUACGAUCUUUGGCUCCAAUGCUGCGGAAGGAACUUUGUUCGCACUCGCGCAAUAUGCCACGAAUCCGGACGGUCCUGCGGGAGCUACUGCUGCAGAUUACACCACAUUUCUCCAGGAUAACUUCGGCUCGGCAGCAUCCCUUGUUGAGCAAUAUUAUCCGCUAUCAUUGUUCAACUCGACGCCGUAUCCAGUAUUUUUUGCCAUGUCUCAAGUACUCACAGAAUCCACGUACACGUGCUCUGCAUACCGAGGCCUGAAUCGCGCCGUGCAGAAAAAUAUCCCCGUAUGGACAUACCUGUAUGACCACACUUCCUCUUGUCCAUGGCUUUCGUUUGUCCCAGCAGAGGCUCUCCCAAUUGUGGGAGCCACACAUACAGCCGAGAUUCCGUUUGUCUUUGGCAAUCUUGACAACAUGCCCUCUCCAAACGGCACUUGCAAUUCUACUACCCAGGAAUAUGCUAUCAGCGCUUUCCUGAAGCAAGCUUGGACUGCUAUGGCUGCGAAUGGAUCUCCAUCUACCAAAGACUUCCAUUGGCCAACGUAUCAGAGCUCGUUACAGUCUCUUGGGAUUAACAUCGUCAACUCAACUACUGCGGGUGUCGUGGAUUACAGCAAUUGCCAACUCUGGGAUCAAAUCAAUAACAACUUCCUAAAGGCUUCGAACAGCACCGCAGCAGCAAAUCCAACAGGCACGGCCAGUUUAACCCCAUCAAGUACACCUAGAAAUAGGGCUUCAGCACUUGCCGUCAAUUCCCUGGACUGGAUUAUGGCUGGUGUCGCUGUGGGCGCAUUCACCCUUCUGUAA